Leguminivora glycinivorella is the source of this 1436-nucleotide messenger RNA. RefSeq names its product procathepsin L-like. Gene Ontology annotation, cellular component: lysosome. Lineage: Eukaryota; Metazoa; Arthropoda; Insecta; Lepidoptera; Tortricidae. Gene Ontology annotation, molecular function: cysteine-type endopeptidase activity. The transcript has 6 exons. Bases 74 to 1075 code for a protein of 333 amino acids. Gene Ontology annotation, biological process: immune response. The record is from RefSeq and is a predicted model, not a curated record.
UUACCUUUUACUUUUUCCAUAAUAUUGAGUCCUUUGUACUAUCAAUAGUUUUGAAACAAUAUUAUUUCAGACAAUGAAGUGUGCAAUUUUACUCGUAUUUGUGGUGACAACAGCGAUAGCGGACGACUUCCAUGACGACUUGACAUCGUUUGAAAAAUUUAAGCAAGAGCACAAUAAACGCUACAAGUCAGCGGUAGAAGAGAUGCAUCGCUUGCAAAACUACGUCCACAACCAGAUGAAGAUAAUGGAACACAACCAUCGGUUCGAGCAAGGCCAGGUUUCCUACAAGCUCAAACUGAACCAGUACUCUGAUUUGGAUGAUGAAGAGUUUCAGCGAAACAUGUUUGGUGCUCUCCCCGAUAUCGAUGACGAUUUUUCACUAUAUGAUCCUGACUUCAACCUCCAUAUGUCAGCAUUUACGGACCUGCCCGAUUACGUGGACUGGCGGGAAAGGGGGGCAGUGACUGAGGUCAAGACGCAGGGAGAGUGCGGGUCAUGCUGGGCCUUCAGUGCCACAGGUGCUCUUGAAGGCCAAGUUUUCAUCAAGACAAACCGCUUGAUAUCACUAUCAGAGCAAAACCUGAUCGAUUGCACGGGCAACUACAAAUGUCACGGCUGCAGAAGUGGGUGGACGAAUAACGCCUUCCAGUAUAUCAAGGAUAAUGGCGGGAUUGAUACUGAAGCUUCAUAUCCGUAUGAAGGGAGGAAUGGUCAGUGCAGAUACAACCCCAAUAACGUAGGUACAACCAACAAAGGCUACGUAAAACUCCCGAGGGAUGAAGACAAGUUGAAAGAAGCAGUGGCAACUAUAGGCCCUAUAUCGGUGACCAUUAACUCCUUGCCGUCUAUCCGUCAUUACGAAGAUGGGGUGUACUAUGACGAGGAUUGCAGCCCUGACAAACAUGACCACGCGGUACUAGUUGUGGGAUACGGCACCGACGAAUACGGAGGUGACUAUUGGAUAGUGAAGAACUCUUGGGGCAAGAGCUGGGGUCGCCAUGGCUACGUCAAGAUGGCUCGGAACCGAGACAACAACUGCGGUAUAGCCAGCAAGGCUUCGUAUCCACUAGUCUGAUACCAAGAACGUCAGCCGACGUACAAAUGCAAGCGCCUAGCCAAGUCAGCAAAUUCCAAACGGAAGGAUAACAGUGUAGUCUCCUACCCCAACAUACCAGGUCUACCCAUGUGAAUUUAAACCUGGUGAAAAAGGAACCCACAAAUGUGUCGGAUGCAAGAUCUUACGUAACGUCCCUUUGGUGUAAUAGUUUCCUAUCAACGAUUGAAAUCACAGCUAGCUACAUAUUUUAGACGUUCAAAGAGUACUUUUAGAUGUUUCUCUGAUAUUUAGUUUUUCGGCAAUCCGAAAGUUUAUAAGUUAUUGAAUUGAAAUAAAGAAUAAUUGGGUGAAUUAAAUACUCAUACUAUUUUUCAAUAUA